GCAGCACUCGGGGCGGAGCUGGCCGAGCGCGUUGCUUUCCUCCUCCGCGGGAGCGAUUCCGGGUCGCGGAGGCGGGAUCCGCGGUGGCACCGGCGAUAUGCGGUUCCGGUUCUGCGGGGACCUGGACUGCCCGGACUGGGUCCUGGCCGAGAUCAGCACCCUGGCCAAAAUCUCCUCGGUGAAGCUGAAGCUGAUCUGUGCCCAAGUGCUGCGGGACCUGCUGGGCGGGAGCAUGGAGUAUGAGAAGAUCCUGAAGCUGACCUCAGAUGCCAAGUUAGAGUCGGGGGACGUGAAGGCCACCAUUGCUGUCCUUGGCUUCAUCCUCUCCAGUGCUGCCAAGCACGGUGUGGACAGUGAGUCCCUCUCCAGUGAGCUGCAGCAGCUGGGACUGCCCAAAGAACACGCCAGCGGGCUGUGCCGGUCCUACGAGGAGAAGCAGAGCUCCCUCCAGGACAGCCUGAGGGCUGCCAGCCUGAGAUUGAGCCGGCUGGGCUCGGUGUGCUGGCGCGUGGAUUACACCCUCAGCUCCAGCGAGCUGCAGGAGGUCCAUGUCCCGCCUCCCUGUAUCUUCCUGUGUGGGUCUUAA
Messenger RNA from Pezoporus occidentalis (night parrot), 586 nucleotides. RefSeq names its product COMM domain containing 4 (gene COMMD4). Bases 98 to 586 code for a protein of 162 amino acids. The record is from RefSeq and is a predicted model, not a curated record. Lineage: Eukaryota; Metazoa; Chordata; Aves; Psittaciformes; Psittacidae. The transcript is spliced from 8 exons.